Messenger RNA from Oncorhynchus gorbuscha (pink salmon), 9773 nucleotides. RefSeq names its product zinc finger homeobox protein 3-like. Gene Ontology annotation, cellular component: nucleus. Gene Ontology annotation, molecular function: RNA polymerase II cis-regulatory region sequence-specific DNA binding; DNA-binding transcription factor activity, RNA polymerase II-specific. NCBI's taxonomy places the organism in Eukaryota, Metazoa, Chordata, Actinopteri, Salmoniformes, Salmonidae. The record is from RefSeq and is a predicted model, not a curated record. Gene Ontology annotation, biological process: regulation of transcription by RNA polymerase II; regulation of neuron differentiation; brain development. The transcript is spliced from 7 exons. The coding region runs from base 305 to 8002 and encodes 2565 amino acids.
UCUCUCCUCUAUGUUCAGACCUCACUCUACCUCUCCCCCGCUCACACCCCUCCGUCUCUCUGUUUACUGUAGAUAUAGCUUUAAGAAGACGAUUUUAGGAACACAGAGAGGAGGACUGUGUUAUGCUGCUCUCUCUGCGGCUGUCCUCUCCUGUACGCUCUCUGGUCCAAAGGGAAUAUGUGGAUGUUCAGUAGACCCGCUAUUUGACUGGAUUACUACAGAUACAGUCCAAGGAGUCCAGAGACGCCGCCGCCACAGCCGCACAGAUGUGGGGUAGUGAUGCGUGGCUGCUGUAGGAGCCAUUAUGGACAUCGGUGAGGGAGGGAGAGGAAGGGAUGGAGGGAGAGAGGGAGGAGAACCUAACAUCAGCACCAAGCCGUUAUCUCAUCCUCUCCUGACCCCGGAAGUGGUUCCUUCUAAGGGGUCGCCCUCUCGUACCUCAGCCCCGGCCCCUGCCAAAGAGCCCUCUAACCUGACCCAGACAGAGCAAGGGGGUGCAGAGGGGACCGCAGGCAGAGAGGAGACCCCAGAAGGGGAGUGGGGUAUAUACUCACAGAAUAAUGGUGUGACACUGAAAGAAGAGCAAGAGAAGGAAGAGAAGCUAAAUGAGAAGAAGGAGAAAGAAAGAUUGUUACUGGUGGAGGACAGAGAGGAAACGGGAAGAAAAAACCUUGCACCAGCCUUCAGCAGCAAAGACAGAGGAGAAGAGGAAAAAGAGAAGGAAGAGGAAGAGGAGAGAGAAGAGGCCAUCUCAAACCAAAGCCAAACCAAAUCCAAAUGUAGUCUAUUACCUCGACAGAGCCAGCACAGCUCUGCUUCCAGCACUGUUAUGGCCAGUGGCACAUUGAACAGCAACAUCCACAUCACUGCUUCCAAUUCUCCAAAGCACUCUACCUCUCCUUCUACCUGUCCAAAGCUCUCAUUAUCACCUUCCAAUUCUCCAAAGCACUCUACCUCUCCUUUCACCUCUCCAAAGCGCUCCAGCUUUUUCCCCUCCUCUCCUUAUCCUCAGAAUGAGACAGAGGUGAGAGACACAGGAGAAGUACAGGGCAAUAGUCCUUGUUUUCCUCUGAGCUUUAAACCCCAGCAGUCUGCUCUGUCUAAGUCCACCAGCCCACCCGCUAAGGAUGAUGGUAGGGCAGACGCCACUCACACUUCCCUUAUUUCCAAUGGAGACACCGCCAAAGUUCCAAAACCAAACAACAACCCAGAAGUGAGAGAUGGAGAUAGAGAGAUGGAAAUAGAAAGAGAUGAUGAUGAGGGAAAUGGAGAGAAGGAACGAGAGGGAGAUGAGAACAUAGAGACUGUAUCUAAGUACCUCCACUCCUCUCCCUCCUCUUCCUCCUCACCCUCCUCUCCCGUCUCACUGAACAGUCACAUGGCAUUGAUGCACUCCCGGAACUCCUGCAAGACACUUAAAUGCCCCAAAUGUAACUGGCAUUACAAAUCCCAGCAGACACUGCAAGUCCACCUCAGAGAAAAACACCCAGAGUCUGGGGGCUCAUGUGUGUGUGGGGGCUUGGGGGAGAAUUGUGUUUGUGGAGGGUCAAGGGGUGUGUGUCUGUACUGUAGCACAGGGAAGGCCCAUCCUCGUCUAUCCCGAGGGGAGAGUUAUGUCUGUGGGUACAAGCCCUAUCGCUGUGGUGUGUGUGAUUACGCCACGUCCUCUAAAGGAAACCUCAGCAUACACAUGCAGUCAGACAAACACCUCAGCAACGUACAGACAGCAGGACAAACACAACAUGCGCACAGCACACACACACACUCCACACACAGCGCGGGCUCCACUGUCAGAGACAUGGCAGGCGGUCAGGUGUACGGACACACACACCCCGAAGUCACGCAGCCCCCUGAAAACACACCACCCUACCCCAGCCAUCCCUCCUCCCAGGGUAAGAGGUGGCGGUGUGAGGUGUGUGAUUAUGAGACCAGCAUUGCGCGUAACCUGCGCAUACACACCACCAGCGAGAAACACACACAAAAUGUGCUGCGCCUGAAACACACACACAACGUACUGCAGCUGCAGAGAAGCUACUACCUGGCCCACUGCAGGAGUCUGCCUCCUCAUCUCACACUGCUACACAGCACAGGUGGGGAGCAGUCUUUGGAUAUUCAUCAACUAACAGCAGAGGAGCCAGUUGCCCCAGAUUCAACCCUGACCCCCUCCCCCUCUCCUCCUCCCUCCUCCUCACCAUCCCCUUCUCCAUCCCCCUCUCCCCCUUCUCCCCUGUCUCUCUCCCCCUCUCCCCCUCCUCCCCUGUCUCUCUCCUCCUCAUCUCUCCUCUACCGUGGUGUGUUCCGGUGCCUGGUGUGUUUCAGUUUCUCCUCUGACAGUCUGGAGUCUCUUGGGUCUCACCUGAGUGCCCCCCGCUCCCUGCCCCAGUCUGAGUGGCGUUGUCUGGUGGCCGGAGGCUGCUAUUGCAGGCUGUGUGGCUACAGCACCCCCCUCACAGCUAACUUCACCUUACACUGCCAGACAGACAGACACAGGGUCCGCUACCAGCUGGCUGCCCACCUCUGGGAGAGAGGGGAGAAGGGGGAAGCUGUGGACUGGGAGGAAGUUGGGAAGUUGGUUGCUACAGGCAACCUGGUCCAGCUGAAGUGUAACGUGUGUGACUUCCAGACCACCAGCUUGGAGAAACUGAGAAUACACAGCGUCAACUCCCAACACCAGGCCAGCCUCAGAGUCUACAUGUUCUUAGAGCAGUAUGACAGUGCAGUAGCUGGAGGCUCCUGGUUGUUCCACUGUGUCUUGUGUAAUUACUCCUCCCGCUCUAAACUCCACUUACUGAGACACACCCACUCCACGGGUCAUCAUAAGAGGGAGGAGCUUCACCGCUUGCAGCUUGUGAAAAGGAGGAGCCUGAAUAAAGGAGAGGAUCUAGCUGCCAUUUUCAGCAUCAGGAAGUGCACCAAUCCUGAGAUAGAUGAAAGCAGUGAGGAGGGGGAGAGGAGAGAUUCCUUAUCCCCAGCCAAGCGAUCAUUCUCUUGGCUGGAGGAGACACAGAGCCCCCUCUCUCCCAAAUGCCCCAGAACCGACAAGCACACCACUGACCAACAUACUACUGCCAAGUGCCCACUGUGCCAGGACACACUGGUACACACACACCUGAGAUGUCACCUCACACUCAUUCAUAGUGUGGCCCAGGACUGUGUGGAGAAGCUCAUGAGCACUGUGGCAGUGGAUUCCCAUUCAAGCGACUCCAACACAAACGAAUAUCAAACAAACGAUUCCAACACAAUCGACUUUUACGCAAAGGAGUCCCUCAGAAAUGAGUCUCAAUCAAACGACUCCCGUAUAAAUGAAGAAGUGAUACCAGCCAAAGAUGUCCCUGCUCUGCCCACCCGUCCUUGUGAGGAUCAGCAUCUAGCAGAGGACAACACCUCUCACCUCCCAGAGUCCCCCAGCUCCCUCCCCACUCCUCCCUCUCCCUCCCUCAGCCACCUCCCUUCAUCCGCCUUACCUCCCUCUCCUCCCAGCGAUGCCCCUCCCUCCUCUGAUCGUCAUUGUUACAGGUUCCGCUGUGGCAGGUGCAGUCUAGCAUUCCGGACACAGGAGAAGCUGAAACUGCACUGGCAGUACCAUGCCAUGAGGGCGGCGACAGAGUGCCACCUCUGCCCCAGACGCUGCCGCAGCCAAGAAGCCCUGCAGAGACACCUGCUCAACACACACCUACAGGACCUACACCUACAGGGUACACACCCUGACCAGAUUGAAGCACACAUCCAACGACCAACCAGCCUGGAGGGGGAGGAAGAGGAGGGGGAGAGUAUGAGUGAAGAAGAUGAGGAGGGAAAUGAAGGAGAGGAGGAUCAAAAGGAUGACCCAGAUGAGGAGGAGAGGCCCAGUCCAGGGGUUAGUAAUAGUGACAAGGGUUCAGGGCAGCAGGAGGAGGAGGCAGGGUCAGAACCCAGCCCCCUCAUCAAGGGCUCGAACCCGACUCUGGAGCGGUUCCUGGACCCGGCUCGGCCCUACAAGUGUUCAGUCUGCUGUGAGUCCUUCACUCAGAGAACCAUCCUGCUGGUCCACUAUAACUCUGUGUCCCACCUCCACCGAGCCAAAGCCAGACGGGCCCUGCAUGACUCCAGCCCCAGUUAUGCCGACACCCCCCAGGGCCUGGAACCAAGCCCCUACCGGUGCAGCCUGGCCUCUGACCCCAGGCCCUACCGCUGCAGAAUGUGUGGGGUGGCCUACAGCCAGAGCUCCACCCUGGACAUCCACCUCCGUUCUGUACUGCACCAGACACGAGCCCGUGCAGCUCGAACCCAGCUACCACUGAACCCCCACACCCACCAAACUCCAGCCUCAACUCAGGCUCCCCACACCCCAGUCCCAUCCUUGGUCCAAACUCAGACCCCUGCCUCCAGCCCUUCGCCUGGAGGAGGAGAGGCAUCUACCAGGGGAAACCCCCCAGCAGCCACCAGACCAGCCCCUGCCCCCCCAAGUCCCUGUUCCUCCCUGAGUGAAGCCCAGCUGAGUGUGGGUGUCUCUGGGCAGGUUAAGGGUCAACAGGCUAAGAGGAGGAGAGUAGAGGACCUGACCGCUUCCGCAGGACAGCAGGACCUGAUGUUACUCCAACAGCAAUUAGCCAAGGCCCAGAUACUACAGCAACAGGAGUUAGCCCAAGCCCAGAUACAGCAACACACAGCCCUCCUCCAGCCCCAGCUCUUUAGUCCAACACUGCUCCCACACCUGCUAAAGCAGCACCUCCCUUCAGCAGCAGAGAUUCUCCAACACGGGAACCUCUUCCCUCCUCUCCCCUUAUCCCCAGACAGCCUAUUCUCUCUACAGCAGCAGCUGCUCCUGUCCUUCUACCUUUCUGGAGGGUUGCAUCUCAACCCCAACACAACCCUUAUGAACCAGACCACCUCAGCUGUCUCCCCUCAGACCACCUCAGCUGUCUCCCCUCAGACCACCUCAGCUGUCUCCCCUCAGACCACCUCAGCUGUCUCCCCUCAGACCACCUCAGCUGUCUCCCCUCAGACCACCUCAGCUGUCUCCCCUCAGACCACCUCAGCUGUCUCCCCUCAGACCACCUCAGCUGUCUCCCCUCAGACCACCUCAGCUGUCUCCCCUCAGACCACCUCGGACCAACACCCCCAGAUAGAGAGGCUUGAACCUCCCUCUCCACAGCCAGAGACGAAUGGAAUCCAGUUUCCAGCCCAUGCCCCGAAAUGUGAAACCCAGGCUGAGACCACUGGCAGUGACUCCCCCCUCCACCAGACAGAGAAAGAGUUCAACCCAUCCUCCCCUCCUGAGGGAGAUGGAGAGAAGAAUGGAGAGCUGCAGGAGAGUGAGAAGAAGGAGAGGGCAGAGAAGGCCCUCAGAGUUCUGUUGGAAAGAUAUGGCUGGGAGCUGGCCCUACAAAGCACUCAGAGCAGACAGAGACAGCAGAACAGAGAGAUGGAGGGAUGCCUGGAGGAGGAGAAGCAAUGUGGAGAAUGUGGGAAGCUGUUCUCUGACUCUCUGAUCCUGAAGAGCCACCAGGAGUUUGUUCACCGUCAGAUGAUCCCUCCUGUAGUGUUGGAGAUGUUCUCCAGACAGUACAGACGGCAGUACGACCGCCUUUACCCCCUCAGACCCUUCACACCGGGGGAAACUGAGACUACUGUUGUUGCACCCCUAACCCCAGCUUCAGCACCUCCACCUUUACCCCCAGCACCAGCCUCAGAUUCAAACCUCGACCAAGCCCAAUCCCUCGCCGUCUCCCAAACCUCAGUCCCAGCCCUUACCCCAGCUGCAACCCUAACAACCAUAGACACAGACCCAGCUGUUCGCACACCACCAGCACCAGCAUCCGUAUCUGUAACCCUGUCCCCAGACCAAGCCCCAGUUAAUUCCCUCUUCCCAGUUCAUGCCAGAGCCUCACCAACACCCUCUCCUCCUCCACCCCCCCGCCAAACAAAACCACUUUCAGAGCAGGACAGUACCACAACGACAAACACCCCUUGCCCUGACCCCUCUCAAACUAUCAUAUACAAGCCCAAACUCUCCAUACCCCCUCUCCCCUUACCCCAACUCCCCCUGCCCCGUCUUCCUUUAUCCAAACUCUCCUCUCUUCCCUUUCCCAUAGACCCCUCUCUCCUCCCCCUUGGUCUAAUGCAGCCCAUAGCCCUCCAAUCAAUGCUUCAGUACCAGUCCCUGUUAUCGUCCUGCCACCAACCACCCUUAUCCCUAUACACCAACACCCACUCUGCUUCUUGCCCAGCUCUUCCCCCAUACACUACCACCCACUCUGCUUCUAGCCCAGCUCUACCCCCAUACACUACCACCCACUCUGCUCCUAGCCUAGCCCUGCCCCCAUACACUACCACCCACUCUGCUCCUAGCCUAGCCCUGCCCCCAUAUACUACCACCCACUCUGCUCCUAGCCCAGCCCUGCUCCCAUACACUACCACCCACUGUGCUCCUAGCCCAGCCCUGCCCCCAUACACUACCACCCACUCUGCUCCUAGCCCAGCCCUGCCCCCAUACACUACCACCCACUGUGCUCCUAGCCCAGCCCUGCCCCCAUACACUACCACCCACUCUGCUCCUAGCCCAGCCCUGCCCCCAUACACUACCACCCACUCUGCUCCUAGCCCAGCCCUGCCCCCAUACACUACCACCCACUCUGCUCCUAGCCCAGCCCAGCCCCCAUACACUACCACCCACUCUACUCCUAGCCCAGCCCUGCCCCCAUACACUACCACCCACUCUGCUCCUAACCCAGCCCUGCCCCCAUACACUACGACCCACUCUGCUCCUAACCCAGCCCUGCCCCCAUACACUACCACCCACUCUGCUCCUAACCCAGCCCUGCCCCCAUACACUACCACACACUCUGCUCCUAGCCCAGCCCUGCCCCCAUACACUACCACACACUCUGCUCCUAGCCCAGCCCUGCCCUCUCUGGAGCGUAGGCUGGAGGAAGGAACAGAGGUUAGGCCUAUGAGUGAUGUGAUGGCCGGUGAUGGAGAGGAAGGGGGAGAGAGGGAGGGAGAGGGGGAUGAGCAGAGGAGGGAUAGGCGCCAGAGGACCACCAUCAGUGCAGAGCAGCUAGAGGUUCUAUACCAGCGCUACAGUCUGAACUCCAACCCAACCCGCUCUGCACUGGAGGGCAUCACCAGGGACACAGGGCUGAAGAAACGUGUGGUGCAGGUAUGGUUCCAGAACACCAGGGCUCGUCAGAGGAAGGGCCAGCUCCAGACCCUGGGGAGAGGAGGUUUAGGUGUGGGUCUGGGUCUGGGUGACAACCACAGGCGCUGUCCGUUCUGUAGGGCUUUGUUCAAGGCUCAAAGUGCCCUGGACGCCCAUGUUAGGGCCCGCCACUGGUCCCAAACUGACAGACCUGCCUAUGGCCUGUCUCAUCAGAUAGGUUCCGCUGAUGACUUCCGCUUUUCUCACAACCAUGGAUCCUACAGAGACAGGGAGGGUCCCCCACUCUCCCUCCAGCAUUCUCCCUCUCUCUCCCACCAUCCUUCUCUCCCUACCUCCCUCCAUCCCUCCCCGAACCCCUUUCAUCCCUCUCCAAGCCCCGGGGUCAUCCCCACUGAGAGAAAAUACAUUUCUGGGAAAACAGAUAUGACCUUUGACCUGAACGAACCCGACAUGGAAGAGGAGGAAGAGGAAGAAGGUCUGUCAGUAAAAAUAUUCCCUUCGUCUGACCAGGCUCAUGAGGGUAACCAUAGCAAUCUGUUGUCUCUGGGAUACAAAUAUGGGAUGGCAAGCUUCAACGUUCAAGACUGUGACCAGAAUUCCAGUCCAAGUCUGUCUGAGAGUGUGGAUAGGCAUGGACCGAGACAGCAGCAGCAGCAGAGGCAGCGUACACAGAUGACCCCCCAGCAGGUGGCCAAGCUCAGAGCCUGUUACAGGGAGCACCCCACCCCCAGCCCCCUGCAGUGUGAGGGCCUGGGACGGCAGCUGGGGCUCCCACGCAGGGUGGUGCAGGUGUGGUUUCAGAAUGGCCGGGCCAAGGAGAAGAGGGCAAGGAGCCUCAGAGUUGACCCCACCACAGGAUAGAGGGAAAGGCAGCAGAGGACAGGGGAGAGAACGCACACAGCCAUGAACUAAGUGCAUGUCACUCACAACAAUAAACCAACCAGAUGCCACAGAAGCCAAAGAGCAUUCUACCAGUGUACCUCACCCCUUACGCAGCCCCAAAACAUCACAGGGCAGACCUCCUCUAGAGCUUUAAGACACCACUCCUCUGUUCCUCUGUCUUGCCUUUCCCCUCCUCUCCUGUCCUCCAACCGAUACCUCAGGAGUUAACCCCUCCAUGCCAACAGAUGUCCCUGUUCUGACAAUAGAAUCUGGAGAACCAGGACACAGUGUGUGCCCCUCCCACUUCUGUUUAAAGACUUUACAAGUGCAAGUAUCAAACUGUUAGACGUUUUAGUGUAUAGAACGUUCUUUCAAAGUAUAAGAAAACUGAAAGAAACACAAGCAGCUACGGAAAACAAAAAUGUAAAAUAUUCUUUACAAAGAGCAUCUGCAAAGACUGGCUUGGAUUCCAAAGCUCGUAACCAAAACCUUACAUGUCCGUGGAUUGUGUUGUCAACAUGGUGGUUUUAAUUUCCAAACCGCAGUACAAACCAUACAGUGAAGAGUAGAAGUGAGACUGGUGCGUAUCAAUAGACUGACUGGUCUACGUGGUGCUGAAGCAGACCUCAACCUUCUCAAGCCAAUGAUGACUCUACUGCACAUGUACUGAACACUCCUUAUGUGGAUAAUAGGCCAAAUAGCACUGAGCUAAGUCCACUUUGUCCUUUGUGAGGUCAUAUAAGAAGCUAUUUUGAUAACGUUCGACCAAUAUAUGUCACAACUUUAACCAAACACUACACAACAUUGUCUGUGUUUAGUAAAUGUUUAUGAAUAUUAUGGAUUAACGGUCGUUAUUAUGCUUCGAUAAGACAAGUGUAAUUGUGUGGUGUAUGAGAACAUAAUGUAGGCGUUAUGAUGUGGAGUUGCCUUUUCUUAUUGAAGUAAAUACCAAUAUGUUGUGUAAUAAUUCCAUGUCUACUAUACUCAGGCCAACUGAACUGUUUUUUUAUUUGGUCGUAGUAAUGUACUAGUUUCUCUUCUGUUCCGAAUGCCAGACACAAAGUCUGUUUUGAAACCUUAUGAUGUAAAUAUUGACUGUUGAUAUGAAGUUCCUAUAAUGGUAGUUCAAAAGAAACCUCUCUGGAUUUGAGAGAUCUGAGCUUUCUGACCGAUCAUUGAUAGUUCCAUUAUUCCAUUAUUACCAUGUUAAAUGGUGUGAGGGGUAAAUUAAUGUACAGUAUGUAGCUUUUAUAUGGUCGACUCAGUCUCCCCAGAGACUGCCGAUGUUCUGACCAACCGUACUCACUGAGAGUUACUGACGUUAUACUGAUGACAACUUCGGAUGUUGUGUUAUACUGAUGAAAACUUUAGAUGUUGUGUGCACUUAACUCUCUCACACACUCUAACCAUUUUUCUCUCGCUCUCUUUCUCAUCUCUCCUCUUUUUGAUCUCUAAAUGUAAUAAUAUUACUGUAGUAACAGUAAUAACUAUGAUAAUAUCGAAUGCUUUAAAACACAACCCAAAGACAAUAACACUGUAACCAUCGAUGCAUAAAUCCCACAAAAAAACAACUUCAAAAGUUGACUUGAUAAUGUAACAUUGAUUGUUGGGAAGAAAGAGUGACUGUAUCAGACCUGCUGUAUCUGUCUUCACCAGGCCACUGGUGAGUGUAUACUGUCACCACCAGAUAAACCAAAACCUGUUAUUAUACUAGGAUGGAGGAGCACUUCUCAAAGCCCCCCCCCCCCCC